This is a messenger RNA of Ostrinia nubilalis (European corn borer), 13206 nucleotides long. RefSeq names its product F-actin-monooxygenase Mical-like (gene Mical). The transcript has 33 exons. Lineage: Eukaryota; Metazoa; Arthropoda; Insecta; Lepidoptera; Crambidae. The coding region runs from base 182 to 6571 and encodes 2129 amino acids. The record is from RefSeq and is a predicted model, not a curated record.
CACUGGCGUUAAAAGUCAUUACAGAAAGAGCUUACGGACACGACUUCACUUACGUUUCGUUCAUAACUAAAUUACUUUCUGUGAACGUACAAUCAAAAUUAUCAAAAGAGAUUUACAUAAAUUCAUUUUGCAUCAUUAAUCGUUGAUCCGCGGACGUAAUUUACACGGGUGCUAUGUACUGAUGUGGGUGCCGCCCGACAUGAACCGCGGGGCGCGCGCGGAGCCGACGCCGCCGGAGUGCGCGCUGGCGGCCGAAAUGUUCGACCACCUGUGCUCCGCCGGCACCAUGAAGCAGAUCCUCGCGUUGUACCGUGAGAUCUGCCACACGCUCACGCUGAAACCCAACCGGCUGCCCGACUUCUACCCUAAAUUAAAGGCGAAACUUGCGAGCUCAUGGAAGGCGCAGGCGCUCUUCAAGAAGUUCGAUGCCCGGGCGAACCACAAGGUCUACGGGAAGGGCCGAGCCGCUACCACCAGCAAGGUGCUGGUGAUCGGCGCCGGGCCCUGUGGACUGAGAGCUGCCAUUGAAUGCCAGCUGCUAGGCGCUAAAGUGGUUGUGAUAGAGAAAAGAGACCGCAUGUCUCGCAACAACGUUCUGCACCUGUGGCCGUUCGUUAUUCAGGACCUGCGGGCGCUGGGAGCCAAGAAGUUCUUCGGCAAGUUCUGCGCCGGCUCCAUCGACCACAUCAGCAUCCGGCAGCUGCAGUGCAUACUGCUCAAGGUGGCGUUACUACUGGGGGUCGAAUUUCACGAAGGCGUCAGUUUCGAAGAAUUGUUGGAGCCGACGGUCACAGAAAAUUCAGAAACAUUGGGAUGGCGAGCGCGCGUGACGCCGGCCGACCACCCCGUGUGCCAGUACGAGUUCGAUGUACUCCUGGGCGCUGACGGCAAAAGGAACACCUUAAGCGGCUUCAAGAGGAAAGAGUUUCGUGGAAAGCUCGCCAUGGCCAUCACAGCCAACUUCAUCAACCGGCAUUCGGAGCAGGAGGCCUCGGUGCCAGAGAUAAGCGGCGUGGCGUUCAUUUUUAACCAGAAGUUCUUCAAGGAGCUGUACGAGGUGACAGGCAUCGACCUGGAGAACAUCGUGUACUACAAAGACGACACCCACUACUUCGUCAUGACCGCUAAGAAGCACAGCCUGCUCGACAAAGGGGUGCUACUAAACGAUUUCGCCGAAGUCUCCCGCUUACUGAGCGUGGAGAACGUAGACCGCGGCGCUCUCAUGCGGUACGCACAGGAAGCCGCUCGGUUCUCCACCGACGGCCGCCUGCCGCUCAGAGACUUCGCCCUCAACCACUACGGGGAACCAGACGUGGCACUGUUCGACUUCACGUCGAUGUAUGCCGCGGAGAACGCUAGCAUGGUAUGCGAGCGCCACGGCCGAAGACUCCUCUGCCAGUUGGUGGGCGACAGUCUGCUGGAACCGUUCUGGCCGACCGGGUCUGGUUGCGCGCGCGGGUUCCUAUCGGCGUUGGACGCCGCGUGGGCGGUGCGUGCUUGGGGACAGAACCCGCCGCCGCAUCCCUUGGAGGUCAUCGCCGAGCGGGAGUCCAUAUACCGGCUGCUGGCCCAAACAACCCCAGAGAACUUGCACCGCGACUUUGGCGCAUACACGCUUGACCCGGGCACGCGCUAUCCGAACCUGAACCGCGCGGCCGUGACGCCGCACCGCGUCACCGGCUUCUACGACUCCGACGACCCGCUGCCGCUGGACGCCGCGCCCACCGCGCCUGACGAUGACAUACACUGCCACUACGGCACACACAUACACUCGCUACCCGAACCUGAACCGCGCGCCGUGACGCCGCACCGCGUCACCGGCUUCUACGACUCCGACGACCCGCUGCCGCUGGACGCCGCGCCCACCGCGCGCAAGCGGCGACGAGGUCACACACACAUACACUUGUUAUCCGAACCUGAACCGCGCGCCGUGACGCCGCACCGCGUCACCGGCUUCUACGACUCCGACGACCCGCUGCCGCUGGACGCCGCGCCCACCGCGCGCAAGCGGCGACGAGGUCACACACACAUACACUUGUUAUCCGAACCUGAACCGCGCGCCGUGACGCUGCACCGCGUCACCGGCUUCUACGACUCCGACGACCCGCUGCCGCUGGACGCCGCGCCCACCGCGCGCAAGCGGCGACGAGAGGCAGACAUCAGCGACGAGGUGCUGGUGUCAUGGGUGGGCUGGUCAGAGCCUGGCGUGCGCGCCGCCGCCGGGCCCGCCGCGCUGUCGUCGCUGCUGCGCCGCUACCGGCCCGACGUGCUGCCCGCCGCCGCCAGCCCGCGCGCCGUGUACCACGUGCUGCAGCACGAGUUCGGCAUCGCGCCGUUCGCAGCGGGCGGCAGCACGCGUGACGUGCCCGAUGCGAAAUUACGCGCGUAUCUCGCGCGUGUGUACGCUGCCUUCAAGGGCGAGGUCCCACACGUGCACCACGCCACCGACGCGUACGACCAGAUCAAACAAAGUAUACAGAAAGAGAAACACGUACGAAAUUCGACGGAACACUCAGUUUCAGUGUACUCAAACGCUGCGGACGCUGACAAGUCUCACUCCAGCUACCGCAAGAAGCGGCGCUCCGUUCGCACGCCCCAAGAGGAGGGCCGAAUAGUAGGCGGGGGCGGACGCACCAGCGGAGGCGGGGCCCGCGUGGCCCGCUUGGCCGCCGAGCUGUCAGGCACCACCGGCCCCUCGGCCCCCAAGGCCACCAAGCCGAAGGACCUGAUGCGCUCCGUGGGCAAGAUAGAAAGGGACGACUGGAACGUUAAGGAGAUCGAACGCAAGAUCAUGGAGAACCGGCUGGGCCGGCCUGGGCCCAAGGCGGCGGAGAAGGUGCCCAAGUGGGACCGAGAACAGUUCCUGGUUCGCCAAAGGCGACUCAAGGAAGGUGAUGCCAACGAGGAGAAGUGGAUGGAGAUCGACGAGACCCUCAACAAACUCGACCAGAAGUUGAGGGACGCCGGCCGACCCGACCACGGCACCAAAAAGGUUGCCAAUCUCGCAACGAAAUUCGUGAAGAAAGAAGACGCCGAACCAGCGGCGCCGCCGAAACCGCUGCCCAAAGAGGAGGUAAGUGAGAUAAAGAAGAGCUGGCGCGGGCCGAUGUCGACGGGCGUGCAGUGCGCGGCGUGCGGCACGCGCGUGUUCGCCGCCGAAGGCGUGGGCGCCGACGGGCUCGUGCUCCACCGCGCCUGCUUCCGCUGCGCCGUCUGCAAGCAGGUGCUGCGCCCGGGAAACUACACAAUGGAGCGCUACGGCACUCGGCUGGUUUGCCUCCGUCACUCCGGAGUUAGUGUGCCGGACGCGGUGGCAGCCCUGGCCGGCCCUCCCCGCAGCGAGGCGCCUACCCCCACCCCUGAACGGAUCAGCCUGGAGCUGAGCGAUGGGGGUGCCCGGGAGAUCGACGAGGACGAGUGGACUGACAGGAACUGCCUCGCCUCGGAGACAUCUGGCGCCGGGGGACUGAGGCGGGCCAGCCUGGGGCUGAGCGACGGGCGCGCCCGGGAGAUCGACGAGGACGAGUGGACCGACAGGAACUGCCUCGCCUCGGAGACUUCUGGCGCCGGGGGACUGAGGCGGGCCAGCCUGGGGCUGAGCGACGGGCGCGCCCGGGAGAUCGACGAGGACGAGUGGACCGACAGGAACUGCCUCGCCUCGGAGACAUCUGGCGCCGGGGGACUGAGUCCGGACGCGGGAGACAACAACGCGCCGGACGGGUCGCCGGAGCCGGCCGGCGCCGCGCCGCCGCGCCCGCCGCGCCACGACCUCUACUUCUCCGACGACUCCUUCGGCUACGACGACUACUCGGACGACGCGACGACGCGCCGGACGGGUCGCCGGAGCCGGCCGGCGCCGCGCCUCCACGACCUCUACUUAUCCGACGACUCCUUCGGCUACGACGACUACUCGGACGACGGCGCCGAAUCGUCCGGCAACGAGUCGUGUUCGCGGAUGCGUGCCGCGCGCGAGGCGAGGCGUCGCGAGGUGCCCGCCGACAACCGUCCGCCGACGGACAGCAGCGAGGUGGAGUCGGAGGAGGAGAGCGAGUCCAGCGACGACGAGGUGUCGUCGGCCACCGAGGUGUCCACCGACAGCGAGUUCGCGCGCGAGGACGCCGCCGCGCCGCCGCCCGCCAUCCUCGUGACCGCGCCGCCCCCCGCCCCGCCCCUCGCCCCGCCCCCUGCCACGCCCACAGCCACGCCCACAGCCCCCCCGGCACGUGACUACCCGCUCAGCCGAACCCGCUCCGCCGGCGGCCUCGCCACCAAGCGCGCGCUCGAACUCAAGCGCAAGUACCUCCUCGGCGAACCCUCCCCGCCCGCCGUCAGGAAAUCAGACUCCACCUCCCAAAUCGACACCAAACUGGAAAGCUUCCGAUCCACCAUCACGGAAUUCCAAAAAAUGCUCCACCCCGCCCCCACCCCCUCGCCGCAACCCCAGAAACCCAUCACCUUCAACUUCACCACUGACGAAAAGAAAUCCCAACCGAUGCCGGACAUCAUAAAAAAUCUGUGCGAAAUCGCACCCGUCGACUUGCUCACGAAAGGCGACUCUCCGCUCUGCAAGAAAGACUGGCGCGACGAGCCGAUCACGGAGGAGAAAAACGAGCCGGAGCCGGAACCGGAACCGGAGCCGGAGCUCGAGUCGGACUCGCUGUCGGAGGACGACUCGUCGCACACGGAGACGGCGCCCAACCAGCCCGUGCCGCGCGUUGAAGUGCACGACGAGGGCGGCGAGCUCAUCCAGCUCGACAGCCUCAUGCUGGUGGACAGUGCCACCGCCACCGCCACCGCGCCGACCGUGCUCGCCGCCGAGUCCGAGUCGUCCGAGUCGGGCCGCGACGCCACCACGCUCGCGCUAACUGAGACCGAGCUGUCCGACUGGGCGGCCGACUGCGUGCUCGACGACCGCGACGAGCGCCGGCGCCGGUCCCCGCGCGCUCUCAGCGGGCCCAAGCUCGUUCACGACGCCAAAAACGUGUCCCUCGCGGCACACGUGUGCGGCCGCGCCAGCCCCGACCGCGUCGUGUACUCCAACGCCUUCGAGAACUUCGAGUUCGCCGACGAGGGCGAGCAACCCGCGCUGGCACCCGCCACGCCGCGAAACCUCGGCUACAUGGAGCUCGUCGACGACGACUACGACGCGCACUCGCCCGGCAACGACCGCUCCAUGAACUUCAUCGAGCGCAGCUUCUCCGAAACCGUGCUCAAGCCCAGCCUCGACGCCGGCGGGUUCCGAGAGCCCAGCCCCGUCGCCGACACCAAUAUCGAAGAAUCGACCGCUGACGAACUCAAAUCGCCCCAGCUGCUCAAAUCGAUCGAACAGGAAACCAGCGAGAAAUCAACCGACAGCCCCACGAAAAGCGAAACCACCACCAAAGUGGAAAAUGAAAGUAAAGAAGACACCGCAGUUACGCAAUUCAAAAUGGAGUCGCUCAGCAUAUCGGACUCCUCGCCGCCGCUCGACAACACGGAACCCAACAACGAGUCGAAGGAUCGAAACGUUCGAUCGGAAUCGACGGACGCCGCAUCCCCGCCUUUAGUACCUGAAACCCCGAAAACGAUUAGGUUAUUCUCGACGAAUUCGCCGAUCGCGUUCGCGCCGACGAUUCGGCUGUACUCGCCGGCGAUUUGUCGGUCGGCGAGCGAGACGUUCAACAGAUCGAAUUCUAGAAGCACGGACUCGCCCUCGCGGAGCAUCGAGCUGACCAUCAACAUGAGUUCGGGGUCGGCGUCGCCCGUGAGCCCGCCGGUGGACACGUCCAACAAGGUGCAGGAGUUGAAGCGCGAGCGUGAGGAGCAGACCGAGGUGGUGCGACGCCUGGUGCUGGAGCGGCUCGGCAGCGGUCCCAGGACGAGUAGAAAGUCGACGCGGAGGACCAGGGUGUCCCCCAUGUCGAACGUUCCACCGCCGGUGCCGCCGCCGCCGGCUUUACCCACGCCGCCGCCGCCGCCGCCGCCGCCGCGACCGGCGCCGCCGCUCAUGUCGCUCCCAGUCACCCCGUCCUUCUCAGACCCCGAACUAGCGAGAGAGAGGCGAAACAAAAGCAUCAUGAAGAGCAUAUCCAACUACCUGAACAGGCGGCUCGGACCUCGACAAAAGUGGGCCUCGGAUCCAGCAGUGUCGCGCCACGUAAGAGAAUCGUACCAUGUCGAGCCGCCGCCGCAACGGCUGCCCGCGCACAAGUCGACCGGAGCGCUCCAGGAGGCGCCGCCGGUCCCGCCGCCGCCGGCCGCCUACUGCCCGCCGGUAGAACGCCGGCACCAUCAUAGGAUGCCAGGGCCGAGCGCGGGUGACGUCGACGAGCGGGACGCGAUGCAGUUGUGGUUCGAGGCCCGCUGGGCGCGGCUGGUGGCCCAACGGCGAGCCCGCGAGGAGCCGCGCGACGAGCCCGCCGCCCGCCGCCUGGCCCGGCUUGAGAGGCGACUGACGCGCCCUCUGUCAGCUGAGCAGCAAGCAGCAACAGUGGCUGAGCUAGUGCAAGUGUCAGCGCAGCGAGAAGCGCACCAAGCGCUUAUGGCGGCUGACAGAAGACGCAGCGCCGCCGGCAAUGGCGUUGGCGACUAAAAAGUCUCUCUCAAACUACCCUCAAUUUUUCCCGCGACUCCAGUUCUUAUCUUCCAACUACAGGCGAUUGCUCCACCCACGGAGAAGCAACUGGUAACUAAAAAUAUUCGAAGGAAUCGUCAUGCUGUCGACAUAUAAACCAGGUGGUUUAAGAUGACCGAUUGGUGUGUUAAAAUGUUUAGUUCAGUCUAUACUUUUGUGUACGUGCAAAGGAAUAGUUACAAAUCUGCAAUGACAUCACACGCUUCUUCUAUCUUUGGGAGGUGAAGGUCAAACGAGUAUUUCCUUGGAAUUGGGUGAUUAGCUGUUAAUAUACAAUUUUCUCUGGAAACAUGAUAAAAAGAACGGAAAAAAUAUAGUGCUCAAAAUGUUCUCAUAUUCUAAUACCACACAAAUACGAUUCAUACUCAAGUAAUGGAGUUAAGAGUUUAGUUUUAUAAUACGGGCAAAAAAGUGCUACUGUAAGUACACCCUGUAUAUUUGCAACUGAUGACGUAGUUUUAAGGGAUGUUCGGUUUAAUUGUCACACGACCAUCUUUAGUCUGGGUUUUUAAGAGGCGUGCUGUCGCAGAAUUCAAUCAUUGGUAUUGUUUGUCAAAAUAGACGCGAUUAUGUGUAUAAUCAUUUGAUAUUUUUUAUUUAUUUUUUACUUUUAUACACAACUGAUCAAAAUUUAUAUUGUUUAUAAAUUUCAUUUAAUCAAUAAGGCUAAUAAACUUGAUAUAUUUCGUAUUUCAGUUUGUAGCAUGUCGAAUAAUUUUUCUAUACAUUGUCGAAAAAUUACUUUCGUACCUCAUUGUCCAGUGCAGUGCUCGCGCCUAGUAAGUAAAUUGAAAACAAGCUCUAUCGCCACAUGAUAAAGUUUGAUUUCCAUUGACAAAUGAUAGGUGUGGAAACUCGUGUUCACGUGUGACUUAUUCCUUUGCACGUAUGUUUAUUAGUUUGUAAGAAAAACGUUUUUAUUUAAAGCUUUAUACACUCAUAUAACUUGGAACGCGAUGCCAUUUUUUUUUAUAAUACUCGCAGACGACGUUGACGUUUGUUAUUCAAAGUUUAUUAAUAUCACUUACCUAAUAUAACUUUAUAACAAAAUGGUUCUAAAUAGAAAUAUCCUUGUUAGACAAGUAAUCAGCGUUAAUUUAACAUAUUUGUUAAAUCGUAUGAUUUAAUUCAAACGAGUACAAUUAAUUGACAAUGUUGAUCACAAAAUGUAUUUUCUUUUUUUUUUGACACAUUUACGACUCUAAUUAGAACCAACAAAUUCAGACCCCAUUAUGUAAUCAAAGCUUUACGUUAGAUUAGUUAAAUGUAAUUAAACUCAUUUAAUUUAUAAGUUGGUCAUCGCAGCGCUCGCGAGAGGGUGGACUCGGCGAUACAAAUGUCACAAAAUAAUAUUUAAAAAUCCCAAAAGGGUACGAACGGUGUGCUAGAUAUGCCAAAUGAGUUUACAUACUUUUAUUGUAUAGUUAUAUAUCUGCUGUAAAUGUAUAGAGUUAGGUAAAGUACUCGUUGUCUGAAUUCGCUAUCUAGCUUCGUGUUGAAGGCCAACAUGUAUAAAUUAUAUUUGUUUUUCUUUGUGUUUGUAUACAAGCCCCUCUUGUAUACCUGUCGUGGUCAGCUGGUGGACUUGACUGGCCGUAGAAAAUAUAUAUUAAGGUACUAAUUAUUUAAUUUGUGACAGCCCUUGGACACGGUAGGGUCUCAUAGACUGCUGAAUGUUGUAUUUAACUUAGUGACUCCUUGUUUAUUUACACAUUACUAUUGUUGAUUGGCAUAUUUAUAUUUAUCGUUUAUAUUAAAACUAUACUUUUUUGUAGCUUCUUUCAGCUGUUAGAGUUACUUAUAUUUAUUACGAGUGGACGUGCGUUUGUCGUGAUACUAAGCGAAAUACUUGAGGCUUCGGCCUUGUCCAGGAGGGCGAAUUCGCCGCUAAUGUCUUCGCGCGAACGCGAGCGUAAUGUAUGGCGCGAUUUACGCGCGAAUUUUCAACUCGCGCGUGUCUUGUGGACACAAUGUAUUGGCUGCUGGUAUCUCGCCAACGUGCGUAUGAUUCUACGCGCGAAGACAUUCGCGGCGAAUUCGCCCUUCUGGACAAGGGCUUACGAAUGAUUUUUUAAAUAAAAUUGACAUCUAUUUCUGUCAAAUCAGUUAUUGUUUAUUUGACAGUGAAAUAAUUUGAGAUCCUCGUAAGUCAUGACUUUAAACUUCCCCAAAAAUAAGUACGCAUGUUCAAGUUUGACACUCGGUGUAUACAUGUUUGUAACCACUGAGAGGUAGGCGCACUUCGGGCCUUUCACACAAGCAAUAUACUAUAUUGUAUGUUGUUUUAGACGUAAGAAUAUGGAAGUGUACAUUUUCAUAUAUUUUUGUAUGCAUAAGCGGUGUAGAGAACGUGAUUCCAUGUCGAUUUGAUGAUUAUCACCAUUUACUUUGUAGUAAGGAUGGGUCGUAAAUAUUUUUGAUAGUUUGAAAAGUAUAUUUUAUAUCUGAGAUUACAUAUUUCUUGAAACGAAAUGAAGUCGUUUAAUACAAAGAAAAAUAUUAAUUGUAAUCAUGUGUUUUGUUGUAGAUUACUGUGUUAUCGCAUGCAUUAUUUUUUUAUUAGUUGACUAGAGAAAAAAUUAACUAGGUAUACAAAAAUGAUGGAAUAUGGCAGCUAUAUUUUUAAAUAUAAAAAUGUCUUUCGUAUAUGCAUUUGCCAUUGAAGAGUACAUAGAUAAAACACAGAAAAAAGUUUAUAAACAUACACAGCCAAAUUUAAAGUAUGCUGAAUUGCAGACAUAAAAGAACUUAUUUUAUUAUACAUAAUUAAUAAUAAUAAUAUUUACCAUUCGAUGUUGUUCAGAUACAUGUUAUGUCGAUGUGUAUGAUGUAUAAUGGGUUGUGUAUGCAGAGGACAUUUUAUUCAUAAUCGUCAAAUCGACAUAUAAGAUAGAACAGAUCAGAUUUAAUGUGGUACGGAAGGAAUGCUGUAGCUGUUUCUUUUUCAAUAUUUGUCAUCAACUCUUUAGAAGCCAAAUGUAAGAAAAUUUACAAACUACUGGUUGGAAAUUUAUUCGUUCAAUGAGGGUUUUCGCGUAUGAAAGAUCCGCUAGAUGGCAGGACGUGGAUGUGGGGUCUGACUGCUGCGUGAUUGGUGGAUUUUGACAUAUCUGUCAAUGCCAUGUCAAAAAUAACCAAUCAUGCAGCAUUUGGACCUCGCGUCUACGUAUUGCCAUCUGGCGGAUUUUUCAUUCGCGAAAACCCUCAUUAGCUGUUUGAGUUUCUAUUGAACGCUUUUCUUGCUAAUAUGUAAUUUUUUUCUAAUAUUUACUUUAAUUGUACCUUGCAUUGUAUUGUAAUAUGGUACUUUUUGUAUGUUUUAUGUAUCAAAAUUAUGUUAACUUCUUGCGCAGGACUGGGGUGUUAAAUCGUGGCUACUGUAAACAUGUCUCGCUCGCUUCUUAUAGUGACGUGUGAGAGGAGCAUAGCACGAUUUUCCGUCUUACAUAAUAACAUGUAGCUUUAAUUACUUUUCUUGUUCAUCAAACAAUAAUUAGAAAGUGCCUACGAAAUCUAACCAAAAUCACUAAGCAUAUUUCAUAUUAUUAUAUGUAUAUUUGUUUACUAUUUACCAUUUAACUUCCUUUUUAUGGUGUGAUUUUACUGUUCACAAAACAUAAAACAAAAGUUUGAAACAGUUGAAUUACAAAAUUUAAAAGGAAAUUAAGUAUGAAAUAUUUAAUACCCUGUAAUAUUUUCUUUUAAAUUAAUAGCACACUUUUACACUAUGUAUUGUUUCUAGAUAUUGUACAGUUCAAGAUAUAUCAUACCAAAUGAGAUAAUUCAUCUGUUUUGGACAUUUUAUAGGUAAAUUUGGCGUAAAAGCACUUUUAUUCUUUGUUGACUAAAUCAUUAAAGAAAUAUAAUGUUAUUACAAUUACCGUUGAAUAACUAAACUUAAAGCAAUAUUCAUAUUACAAAUACAUAACAAUAUGUACAAUUUAAUUAUGCACAUAGCCAAUGUAGUGCCUAAACAGAGUAUGGCACGACACAAAGCCUUAACCGGAAACGAACGGCGAUCAAUACAAAUCCGUGCCUACUCAGCGUUGUAUGACAUUCUAUACAAUAUUCGUGUUACGAACUAUUAAAAAAAAGUAAUGAGGCAAUCAAAGCCUUAAUCAGAAAUCAAUUCAAAUUCGUGUCUGCUUACCUUUGUACACACGUACGCAUAGAAUGUCACACAAUGUUGCUAUAGUAAUUUACAACAACUGUUAGGAAUUGGGAUAGAAAAGGGAAAAAUGAUACCCAGGCUCAAGGAAGGGAAAGCGAUAUAAUAAUAAAAAGAUAAAAGGAAGAUACAGGAUACAGGGAUAGAAGAGAGAAAAAGUGACAUAUAGAAAAAUAUAAAAGUAUAAACCAUAAACGCUAUCAAAAGAGGCCGUUCGUAACAUCUCUCCCUCUCUCUCAACAAUGAUAGAUUAAGAAUAUCAUGAAAAAAGAGAGAGAGCGGGAGAGAUUGAUACGACCGGCCUUAAGGUGGGCUACCAAAAGAGUUAAAAGUUCAUUGAACUAUGUGACGUGACGUGGUGGUUCAAAAUGUGCUGGCUUCGGGUCAGGGGGUGGUGGAGUCUUGCAGUCAGGUGAACAGAUGAGGCGUCGUGCAGAAAGGAAGAGGCGUGACAACCGUAAAUAAAGCAGCGUCCAGCAGAGUUGAAGGAAGAGGCGCAGCAACCUUAGAUAAGGAACGGCCAGGAUGCACAGAGGUAGGCGCAUCCUCGGUGGCAGCUCCAGGUUGCAAAUCGGAGAUGUUACGAACGGCCUCUUUUGAUAGCGUUUAUGGUUUAUACUUUUAUAUUUUUCUAUAUGUCACUUUUUCUCUCUUCUAUCCCUGUAUCCUGUAUCUUCCUUUUAUCUUUUUAUUAUUAUAUCGCUUUCCCUUCCUUGAGCCUGGGUAUCAUUUUUCCCUUUUCUAUCCCAAUUCCUAACAACAACCCUGCCUAUAGAUUGUUUCAUCCACGAAGACACGCCCCACCAAUUUUUGGUCUCGGUCGCGCGGGGUGCGGGGAGUUUGAUCCGAGCAAUCCGAGCGUCAUUAUUGUAGUGUGCGUGAGCACUCAUGGAUAAUUUAGCGUGUACCGAUAACACUCAAACAUUAGCGGAAGAAUGGUGGGGCGCGUUUUCGUGGAUGAAACGAUCUAUACACUAAGUACUAUAGCAAUCGACGCCUUCACCAAUAACGUAUAUCAAUAUUUACAUUACAUAAUAGUGCCUACACAGUAUAGCGACGAGAGCCUUAAUCAGAAACGAAUAGCAAUAUCCACAAUUGAUAAUAUCGUUCCUAGAUAACAUUGUCACAUAACGCUUUAGUAUAGUCAAUAGUAAAGGUUCGGCCAAACCAACGCGAUCACACGCGAUCAGUCGGCGUGCAGCGAUGGCGAUCAAUGCAUUUAAGUCUGGUCGUCAUCGCUGCACGCUGGCUGAUCGCGUUGGUUUGGCCGAACCUUAAGUUAUUUUUGUAUCAGAAAAGAAUAUCUUAUCCUAUAGUAAUUUAACAGAUUGUUUACAUCAUUACCUUAUAACGACCGAAAUUAAGCUGGAUGUCAAGAAAAUAAGGCGGUAAAUGUUUCCCAUUUACCAAGUGCGUCUUAAGCUAUUGAAGUUAUCUAUAUUGAAAAAUCGUACAGUUUCCAGGCCAAACACAUUUUCAUUAAUAUGCUACGCUUAGCUCUAAAAAACUUAAAAACAUUCAUUAAGUUAUUAUCAAACCAAUUUUAUUUAUUAUAAUACUAUUACUUCUGGUAGUAAAAUAAAUAGAGAAUUUUAAUUACCAUCUUAAACAGUUGGGUUUGAUAAUAUUAAAUGGAGCAUACUUUUAAUAGUUACAAAAUGCAUUUCCUUUUAAAGAGAGGUCAUUCGCACUAGCUUGAAUAAUCUCGAAAUUGCAUGUAAACAUUCUGUUGACAUUCGAAACCAUAUUCGCGAAAUAUUGUUAUAUCGUAGACUUCUUGCAACUAUUAUUGCUCUGUUAUGUUCAUACAACCUGUUAAAGUUUGAUAAAUGUUUUCUGUUGAUCACAGCGCCGCCUGCUUGUCUGACCGCGGUGAAUGACCUUUUUUCGCCAUUUUGAUGACAGUACUAGGAUCGAUCCCAGUUUCUUAGCCGGUCAGAUAAACUGGUAGCUUUGUGUGUGUGUUACAUUUUACACCUUCAUUGUUACACUAUACGUAUGUAUGGUUACAACAGUACACGUGUCUAUCCUUGUAUUAUUUUAAGGACAACAAGUUAUUUCGAUUUGUCACAUGUAUUUAUUUGUACACUGUAUUUGGUAUAGUAUAGUAUUUUGUAUCAGUUUAGCAAAAUUUAUAAAUAUUUAAGCCUCUUAGUUAUUUUUACGUUAAUUUUGUUAUAUAAAUCAAGAAACACAUUUUUGUGAUUUAUAGACUUUAUUUUUAGUUAUUAUUGAACUCACUGCUUCCCGUGGUAACACUAGGUUAAUUAAGCAGAACAUCGUUAUUAAAACCAUUAAGGUUACGUUUCUUGUCUUAGAUUAUAAUGUUUGAGAUUAUACCCAAUGCAAGGUUCUACACAAAGCAAUGUACCUCCUUUUGUACGCGUAGAUAAUUUGAGAACUAAUUAAACAAUAAUAUAUUUUA